CAAGAGGUUGAAGGCAUGGGAUGCAGAUAACAAUCUUAAUCCGAUUUUGGAGAUCGUGGAAACUUCAAACUGCUGUCUGUCUGUCAGUCAGUUGGCAGGGCACAGUUUUCGGAUAGGCGCUCCACUCACCCGCCCAUUUCCUACGGUGUAACGUGCAAUACUCCAUACGUGAGUGUUCUAAAAGAUUCGUACAACAAGUUUGCCCAACGUUCGACGAAUGUUUUAACGACAAUAACUAAACUCUUAAAGAGAGUCUCGUAAAGGCUAACAGAUAUGUUUUGGUGAUUAUAGCACACUCGGAUACAUAAGGGUUAGCUAGUUGGCUAGCGGUGAAAACACUGACAUAUUACACUCCCACCCCAGAUCAUCAGCUAAAUUUCACCAGAAAUCACCGGUUACAUUUUAGACGGGAUAACAAUAAUUAAAUCUAGAAGGUAAGCAACUGUCAAAACAGUACGUCAAAGAGGAAUAUUAGCAAUUUGUGCUAAGAGUCGGGAUACCUGGCCCACCUAGACGGUUAAUCCAACUAUUGUCAGAUCUUCUCCGUUAAAUGCAAAUAUUAUGCAGACAAAAUAUGGGCCCACAAAGGAAAGGCGAGAAGAAAAGAAAGCUUGAGGAGGUUACUGAAACAAAGGAGCUUCAACAUUCUGAUGAAGAAACUUCAGGCAGCAUAAGAGCAGAAGAAAUGGCACUGAAAAGGAAGAUAAAGGAAAACAAAAAAUACAUAGGAGCUCAUGUCUCAAUAUCAGGAGGAAUAUGGAAAGCAGUCGAAGCAAGUGUGGCCAUAGGAGGUCAUGCUUUUGCCCUUUUCUUGGGCUCCCAGCGCUCCUGGUCCAGACCUGCCCUCGAUCCAGCUGCUGCAGUUAAAUUUCAGGAAGCCUGUGUUCUUCAUGGCUUCGAUCCGAUGCACAUCCUGCCACAUGGAUCUUAUUUGAUGAACUGUGGCUCUCCCAAAGAAGAUGUGUUAAGUAAGAGCCAGGCCAUGCUUGUGGAUGAGCUGAGUCGCUGCAGUGCACUGGGUCUUAGCCAGUUUAACUUUCACCCUGGGGCUUCUAUGGACUCCAGCCCUGAGCAGUGCAUGCAGAAAAUUGCCCAAGCUAUUAACUAUGCGCACCAGCAAACCCCUGCCAUCAUUACAGUGCUUGAAAAUAUGAGUGGUCAGGGCACCACUAUAGGUGGGCAGUUUAGUGAACUGAAAAGCAUAAUAGACCGGGUCCGUGACAAGACACGUGUCGGAGUGUGUCUGGACACUUGCCAUGCUUUUGCAGCAGGUUAUGACAUUUCAGAAGCUGGGGGAGUGAAGAACAUGCUUGAUGAAUUUGAUUGUGUGGUUGGAUUACAUCAUUUGAAAGCUUUUCAUCUAAAUGACUCUAAAGGAAAAUUAGGCUGCCAUCUGGAUCGCCAUGAAGACAUUGGGCAUGGCCAAAUAGGUAUUACUGCUUUCCGAGAAAUUGUAAAUGAGCCUCGACUGGAUAAUAUCCCUCUGAUUCUAGAAACUCCCGGCCGCCCAGGUUUUGAGUAUGCUGAACAGAUUGAGCUCCUUUACUCCCUUUGUGGAAAAAACUGAAGAAUUUGACAUUUCCUGGGUGCCAACUGAAGCUGAUCUAUAGCAUGCUCGAUAGGCACGGGGAAACUGCUGGAUCUUCCCUGGCAGAGUUAUUAUUGCAGAAGCAUAAUUAACAUUUAAACAUUACCCAGCUUUUGUCAUUGUGCAUCCUCAUUAAUUGAGCCUUUAAUGAGGUCUCUAUUCGAGAAUAAGAUUACAUCAAUUAUACAUGUUUCUUUUUUUCUUUUCUCAUUUCUUCUAAUGCAAAUCAUGUAGUUACAGAAGAUGUUUUGUCUGAAUGACAAAUUUUGAGUCUCUUUUCCAA
This is a messenger RNA of Xyrauchen texanus (razorback sucker), 1871 nucleotides long. Its product is annotated as probable endonuclease 4. The transcript is spliced from 8 exons. The coding region runs from base 551 to 1567 and encodes 338 amino acids. Gene Ontology annotation, biological process: base-excision repair. NCBI's taxonomy places the organism in Eukaryota, Metazoa, Chordata, Actinopteri, Cypriniformes, Catostomidae. The record is from RefSeq and is a predicted model, not a curated record. Gene Ontology annotation, cellular component: mitochondrion; nucleus. Gene Ontology annotation, molecular function: DNA binding; phosphoric diester hydrolase activity; DNA-(apurinic or apyrimidinic site) endonuclease activity.